AAAUGUCAGGUCAGUAGUGUCAGUCAAGUAGAGAAUGCUUAUGUUUAGCGUUUUUCAGUUUUCUGUGUGAAUAAAAAUCAAUAUUUUGUGGUGUAUCGAGAGAUUCGGUCGGAGAAUGUACCAAUUAUAGCAGUGAUAUUUAGUAGUUCAAAGUUAUAUAAGCAAUAGUAAAUAUAAUGGACGAAGCAAGCGUGCCUUUACAUUUGGAGCCGAUGCAGCCCAAAGACCUCUGCGAGAAGAGGCUGUGGAUCGGCAACUUGGAUACUAGGGUUAAUGAGUAUCAACUACUGAAAAUGGUCCGCGUGUACGGCUCUAUCGAGAAGUUCGACAUGCUGUUCCACCGCAGCGGGCCCGCGGCGGGGCAGUCGCGCGGGUUCGCGUUCGUCACGUACCAGAGGAGGCAGGACGCCGUGCUGGCCAUGAACUCGCUUAACGGACAGCUGUUGGGCUGUAAGAAGAUCUGUGUUAAGUUCGCUAAGAACACGGCGGAAGAACAAGAACGGCCUAAACCCGAACUAGGCAUACCGGCUCUCUCCGGAGCAAAGCCAGAACUAAAGCUAAGCAAAAAGACCGCCAUUCAAUCCAUCGAGGCCAAGCUGAAGAUGAUGGAAAACAUGAAGGCCGGCGACGACUUCGUCAUCAACAAGCUAGCGGCCAACGAAGCGCCCAUCAUUAAGCAGUAUCAGACCAAGCAGCAUCAACCGCAGAAGUCUGGCGCGACCUUUAGACGGCGGCAUCCUUACCAUAGGAAAAGAUAAAUCAUGUUUAUUUAUAUUUGAGGGAUUUAUGCAAGCACUUAUUGCUUACGUCAGUGGGGGGGGGGGGGGGGGGGGACAUUCCUCCUUUCGGCUUUUCCCGGCUCCGUUGGGCUCAGCAUUGCACAUUGCUACGAGCAAUUAUUAGGGUUGGCACAACCUGACGUACGUUCACGACCACACCACCACCUAAUGACUUGAAUUUUGACAACCCUAAAUGACAGAAAGGGAUAGUACCCUAUACUAGAAAGGGACAGCAUAAUUCGUCCCUGAAUCGUUGUCAAACUUCGGUUUUGUAGGAAGUGUCAUUUCUGUACGGUAGUACUAUUAUUUAUUCUGUGCUUACGUCAUAGAUGUUAUAAUUUGAUAAAUGCAGUGUUUAAGCCCUGAAAUUCCUUUGCGAUUGCCUUUAUGUCAAAAGAUUGCCGUGCCCAAGUUAUUUAAACAUUUGUAGGGCGUAAUCUUUGUAAAACAGAAAUGACCACCUCGUGACGUCAUUUUUUAUAAGCCGAAUUUUUAGGGCUAUAAAAUGGCAACGAUGCCAGAUGGGAUGGAUUGUAACAUUUAAAAAAAAGGUUAAUUCGUAAAUGAGACUAUAAGUAUCUUUUAAAGAGACUUAUAUUUAAUUAUGUAUUCUGGAAAAGUUGGCUUAUUACUUUUUAGUUGUUAAAUUUUGUUCAAAAAUAGUUCACAAAAACUGAACUGACUUUUGAAUGUCACUAAAUUGGAAGUAAUAUGUGUUUGCUGAAAUCCCUCUUUAAUAUAAAGUGAUGUAUUGUCGAAUAUAUAGAUAAAUAAUAGUUUGUUCACUGCCAUGUUUAACUUUGGCUUUUAUUCGAUAUACAAGAGAGAUUAGUAAAACAAGUAAUAUGACUGUGCAUGUCGAAUAAAGUCCCUGAUAUCCGCAAAAGCAAUAUUUACUCAAAUUUUAAUGUAUAACAAAUCGCUUUUCAUAAUUAUGCACUUAUAUCUCGUGUUGGCAACCUGGCUUUCGUUACAAUUUUACAUAUCCUAUACCGGCAAGAGGCUUUUUCAAGUGUUGUCACUUUAAUUUGUUAAAUUUUAUCGUACAUUGUCUAAAAUGAACCGAAUGUUAAUCUCAUAAUUUAAUCGUGUUUUUGUAACAAUUAACCCCCUUAUUCAUAAACGUCUACUAAAGUUGACAAGCCGCGUAUAUGAAUAAGGGGGUAAGUUUAUAAUUUUACACAUAAAAGUAGCUUUCAUAAAUUGUGUGUUAGUGUGGAAUCUCGCUUAAAAUUGGAUGCCUCAACCCAUUUAACCUCUUGAACGCCAGACGGCGAAGGAAUAUGCCGCGCCCCGGACGCCAGGCACACGCGAUUAUUUAAGCGAAACUGAACUUUAUGGAGUUCCGCGAAAUUUCCUAUUCAAUUGGCGAAGCUGUCGGCUGUAGCCGACGUUGGCGUCCUUGGCAAGACUUUCCGAUGACGGCCAGAGCCGACUGUGGCGGUCAAUAGGUUAAUGCUAAAAUAUUGUACGUAGUUUCCUCUCUACGAAGCAUUUUCGCUACACACUGGGAAAUUCAUGUCACGAUCGUAGCUUAGCAGUGAAGUUCGAAACCGAGCUUCCUAUCGUUUUUUGGUGUCAUGUGUUCAUUAUACUGUAGAUGUUUUGGAAAAAAAUGAGAAACCUUGAGAUUUCAGAGUAUGAAAUGUUAAUCGUAGUUCAGAAAAAUCGAAAUUUCUUGAUAUUUACAUACAAAUAUACGUGAUCGUCAUUUGAAAUAGUAAAACUAAUUAAGGUGACCUAUUAACACAGACCCAUAAUACAUUGUGUCAAACUUAACAUUUGUCAUAUAGAUUAAAUACAGUUAUUUUCAGCGAAACCAAUGUUUUGAAAACUAUAUAAAAGAUGAUUAAUAUGAUGAAAAUAUUACCUGAAAUUAUUAUUUAUUAGUAUGCAAGUGUAUUCAUUUUUACUCAUGAAUUUAACCCUUUCUGUACGGGGACUUGGAACGCCUAGCACCGCCUCAAUACGGGCAUGUCUUUGCGAGAGUCGGCGGUUAGACAUAUUUUCACUUACGUGUAUUUUCUGAAAUAUAACAGCUGUGCGGUUGAAAUUUAGUACACACAUUAAAAACAUUAUGCACUUUUGAUAACUACUCACUUAUUGCACUUAUAAUCACUAGUACUUUAUAUUUCACGCGUAAUAUCUCUCACUAAAAAAAGUAUAAAUGUAAGUUACUACAAGCGAUUUUAACUAUUGUUAGUUUUGUAAAUAUUAGUUUAUGAUAUUUUGAAUAGAACAAGGCCUUGAAAAGAUAAUAAUUAUUAACAAAAUGCAAAAAUAUCAACCGUUUUAGCGCAACAUAAAAACACGACUGCCAUUUGAAUAAAAUAGUGAAGUGCACCUAUCGAUACAGAUGUCGAUAUUUAUCUGUACUGCUCAAGGGUAAAAAUAAGAAAGUGUAGCAGAGAUCAUUACUAUUUUAAUCUUAAGAACAUAUUAUUAUUAUUUAUUACCAUACACUAUAAUAUAAUCCAAUUUUAUAACUUUUUUUUAUAAUUAUUCUAUAAAUCACGAAAUUUACAACUAUAACACUUGCAACUAGCUUAACUACUAAAACUCGAUGAAAUAUAAAACAACACUAUUUGCCGCCAUAUUGAGUUACUUUUUCUGCACUCGUGGAGUACGGGUGUCAACCCCAGUUGACAGAAAAAAUGCGGGAUUUUUAAAUAAAUAUUUGUUUUAACGCCAUCUACCAGAAUGUUUUGCCAUUUUUUUCUUUGAAUCUAUACUAAUGCUACUACUAAAUAUCAUCGUUAUUACCAACAUAUAAGGUCUAAGUUGGUUGAAAAAAAAUUUCAAACCUCGUCCUUGUUUCGAUCAACUAUAGUUGACACCCGUACUACAGUGAUGAUGCCUAAUUGGCAACUCUGGUUGUCACCCGUACAGAAAGGGUUAAGGAAUUCUUGGCACGGAAAUAAUAUUGUCUAAUUAACCACCGGUCACCAUGAUCAAUUACCGUUAUCCAAUCUAUACUAUAGGAUAGGUUCUUCAUGUUGUGAACAUUAAGUGAAGUCUGAUAUUAAUAUUUUUGUAUUAAGUUUAAUGAAUUUAGUAGUAAUUUGCUAGGAUUUUAGCCUUACGUGUUCGUGUUUAUGUGUUGAACGUUCAAUAUAAAAUUAACCCCUGA
This is a messenger RNA of Cydia pomonella (codling moth), 3909 nucleotides long. Its product is annotated as probable RNA-binding protein 18. The transcript has 4 exons. The record is from RefSeq and is a predicted model, not a curated record. Gene Ontology annotation, molecular function: RNA binding. The coding region runs from base 177 to 758 and encodes 193 amino acids. Lineage: Eukaryota; Metazoa; Arthropoda; Insecta; Lepidoptera; Tortricidae.